Messenger RNA from Cladophialophora immunda, 579 nucleotides. RefSeq lists its product as uncharacterized. Bases 1 to 579 code for a protein of 192 amino acids. The transcript has a single exon. The record is from RefSeq and is a predicted model, not a curated record. Lineage: Eukaryota; Fungi; Ascomycota; Eurotiomycetes; Chaetothyriales; Herpotrichiellaceae.
AUGUCGACAAACUCGUCCUGGCUACGGGAUCGGAGAAGGUCAGGACCGCCAUUGUCUCGCCUCCCGACGAUACAUGGUCCAGCUCGAGGGCCGGACAAUCAGCGUUCGAUCCAGACCCCUCGAUUCCUGAAGGCCUUCCUGCAGGCUCGUCGAGGCUUUCGGGUCGAGAAAGGCGAGAAUAUCUGGCACUACGUCCACGUUCAAGGCAGAUCCAAUCUAUACUUGUUGCUGGGUGAAGCGGCUUCGCUCGGUGGGCCGCCGGCAACUUGGAACGACCAAGGUUGUCAUCUCGCCGAGGCCGGUUCGUUUGCCUGGGGCGACAUUCUCAGUAGACUGACAGAGCUCGGCCAUCAAAAAAGCGUGCUGGACAGUCCUGAAGCCCCGGUUCUGGAUCCGGAUGGGGUGGACAAGCUUGUGCUGCGAGGUAAAUACUUGGCCGGGACCAAUUCACGCGGUAUUUCGCUACGUGGCAAGAAAAUUCUGAGGUGGCAACCGAAGAUGCCGGUAAUAGAAGAUAGCCUGUCGGAUGCUAUCGACGUCGAGGCACAUUUACUAGGACUUUCUAGUGUUAGAUUGUGA